Cyphellophora attinorum is the source of this 3057-nucleotide messenger RNA. Its product is annotated as Fumitremorgin C synthase. Gene Ontology annotation, molecular function: oxidoreductase activity, acting on paired donors, with incorporation or reduction of molecular oxygen; monooxygenase activity; heme binding. Lineage: Eukaryota; Fungi; Ascomycota; Eurotiomycetes; Chaetothyriales; Cyphellophoraceae. Bases 1 to 3057 code for a protein of 1018 amino acids. The record is from RefSeq and is a predicted model, not a curated record. The transcript is spliced from 3 exons.
AUGUACACGAUCGCUAUACUGAGCUUACUGAUCGCCGGCCUGCUCUACUAUGUCCUUCAGCACAAGCCAUCGCGGUGCCCGGAUGGCAGUCGACCACUUCCUGGACCACCGGGAGUUCCCAUCUUGGGUGUACUGCCAGAGAUACCGCCGUCGCAUAGCUGGUUCAAGUUCCAAGAAUGGAGCAAGCAGUACGGUCCACUGUACAGGAUGAACAUAGCUAGCCGGAAUCAUGUCGUUGUCUCGACCGAGGACAUUGCGAACGACCUUCUUCGAGAACGGGGCACAAUAUAUAGCGACCGAGAACAGCUUCCCAUGGCUGCACAGCUGGUUGGUGGUAAUUUGAGGCCACUGUUUCUACCUUACGGAGAGACAUGGCGGAACGUCCGCAAGACAAUGCACAGUCUGACCAAUGUCAAAGUCGCAACAAGCUACGAGCCUCUGCAGGAAGAAGAAAGUCUUCGCAUGCUUCGAGACCUCGGGCGGGCACCAGAAAAGUACGAGACAUGGCUUGAACGUUAUUCAGCAGGUUUGAUUCUCCGUCUCGCAUAUUCCAAGCCCAUUGCUACUGGCGAGGAGCCCUUUGUCCGACGGAUUUUGGGCGUGGUACACAACUUAGAGCGCGUGGCAAGUCCUGGCGCCUAUCUUGUCGAUACUAUACCAGCGCUCAUGAAUCUGCCAGUAUUCCUUGCACCCUUCAAGCGCGAGGGUGCCCGCCUACAUGCCGAAGAACUAGAUCUGUUCCGGGGUCUGCUUCAAGAAGGCAUCGAGAACUCCAAGCAGGCCAGUGAUCCUGCCGCAGCCAACUUCUGCGGCAAGUGGCAUGAAAACAAAGAUAACUUCAACAUCUCCGCUGAUCAUGCCGCUUAUACGAUCGGUACCUUGUUCGAAGCUGGCGCCGGUACGACUGCCGCUACGAUGAUGUCGUUCAUGCUUGCUAUGACUCUUCACCCAGCAGAGUUCAAAGCACUCCAGGCAGAACUCGACCGCGUGGUUGGCCCUGACCGCCUCCCAUCCUUCUCCGACAUGCCAGACCUUCCUCGCGUCCGUGCUAUCGCUAAGGAGACCCUCCGAUGGCGUCCGGUCACCGCAGGCGGACUACCACAUCAGCUUACGAAAGACGACGUCUAUAAGCUCAACGGCGAAUCGUAUUUCCUGCCCGCCGGCACAAACGUGCACCCUGUGCAGUGGUCAAUUCACCGCGAGGAAGCUCGCUACCCAGAUCCAGACAGCUUUCGAUCCGAGCGCUGGCUUGAACCCGGAUGGCCCACGUACAAGGAGCCGCUCGAUCACAACAGCAGCAUGAAUUCAUGGAAGAUCGGGACAGCGAUUCGCGACCUACCAGGCCAACUGCCACCAGACAAUGUUCCUCGUGAUGUCGACCUCGGCGACUUCCCUGCUCGUGCCGCCUCUGUACUUGGGUGUCUUGAAGAGCGUCACUUGACUUCAUCGGCGCUAUGGAUGGACAUGUGUGCCAAAACGAACCACCUGAAGACGCACAGCAAGGAUGUCGCGAGAGCGUGGAGAAAUUCCAAGCAGAUCUACGACAUCGAGGCUUCUUCCGCAAGUAUAAUUCGUCUACAAGGCACGUCCUGGAUCCAGAUUAGCCACACGUUCAAAGUCAAGCAUCGGCAGCUUACUGGUCGAGGCUCUGGAAUUGUGGGAUUUGCCCUGGCCGGAAACAGUAAACAGUGGCGGAUUUUCAUGCUGACGACGGUGCUCGAGUACUACGAGGGUCAUGGCAAUCCUGAUGUGCCCUUGAAGGCAGGAAGCGACUUUCAUGGCCACAUACCGCCCGACCAUGAUGGUGGGCAGCAGAACUCGAGACCAGAUACAACAAAGCACUAUACAGUCGCCAUCAUUGGCGGAGGUCAAAGCGGUCUUGCUGUGGCAGCUCGCUUGCAGGCAUUGGGAAUCGACUACGUCGUGUUCGAAAGAAGCCACAUGCCAGGCCAUCGAUGGGUCAGCCGGUACGACAGCGUAAGACAACAUUCCAUUCGUGAGCUCAACAACUUGCCCUUCGGCAGCACGUGGGACCCAAACGAGGAAGAGCAUCUCCUAGGGGCUAGAGUCGCAGAAGGUUACCAAAGACAUGUCAAGAAACACCGCAUUAACAUACGUACCAACACAGAGGUGACACGCAUGGCCCGAGCAGGUCAGAGAUGGGAGCUUUUGGCGAAUGGGCAGAAGCUCGAGGCAACACAUGUUGUCUUUGCUGUAGGCUCCGGGCUCAACAUUCCGAGGUGGCCCAACUGGAAUGCUCAGGAGCGCUUCAAGGGCACGAUUAUGCACAUGUCUGACUUCAAGAACAGCAAGGCGUGGAAGGGCAAGCGUGCUGUAGUCGUUGGUGCCGGAACAUCAGCUCACGAUAUUGCUCAAGACAUGCUGGACAACGGUCUGGACGUGACAAUGAUCCAGCGUGGCCAAACCGCGGUCUAUCCUAUCGACUGGUACGCCAAUCUGUCAAGAAAGAUGUACGUUGCUGGCAUUCCGAACGAAGGCCCCGAUCGCGUUGCAUUCGCGAUUCCUACCAAAAUCGCUGGCGAGAUCCAACGAAAGAACUACCAGACACUGCUCGUAAAAGAGCGCAAGUUCUUCAAUGACCUGGAAAAGGUUGGGUUCCGGACAGACCUGGACGAGAGCGAGGACCGAACCCCAAUCGAAUCCGUCCUCAAUCGCUUCGGCGCGUACUACAUAGACAUCGGCACCAGCAAACACAUCAUCAACGGCGACAUCAAGCUCGUCAAUGGCACACUGGAGCGUUUUACCGAACAUGGGGUCGUUGUGGACGGCAAGGAAAUACCUGCAGAUGUCGUGCUGGCUGCCACGGGCUUCGAGCCGGAUAUGAGAAAGGACCUCGAGCCUGUGAUGGGUCCGGCGGCCAGGGACCUGCCAAUCGUGUGGGGUCUGACGGAGGAAGGAGAUAUCAGAGGCAUGGCAGAAGAGCUUUCGCCCGGACUCUGGCUGAUGGGAGGAGCUGCUGCGCACUCGCGGUUCUACUCGAGGUUCGUGGCGCUGAAAAUACAGGAGCAGAUAUUGAGACGGGACUCACACAUGUGA